AUGGGGAAGAAGAUUGGUGGGAGGCAUGAGGCUGGUGGAUUGUAUUACCUUGACGGAGGCGGAUCGUCAGUUGCACUUCAGACUUCACUCACUCCUCUACAGUGGCAUUGUCGACUGGGACAUCCWUCUCUCAAGGCACUCAAGAUACUAGUUUCGUCUUUGAGUCAUUUGUUGUCUUUACAGUGUGAAUCGUGUCAAUAUAGAAAACAUCAUCAGGUUCCCUUCAGUCCUAGAGUUGAUAGUCGACCUGAAGUAUCGGUGUCUUCACCUUUGCUUCCUCUUCCUCUUCCAGUCCGUGAUCCCGUUCCAGUUGUUCCAAUUGGGGUUGACCCUUCACCUCCUCCAGUGCAGAUCCCUACUGAACGACCACCGAUCUGGCAYGUGUAUACUCAUCGACAGACACUGGCUCCUCCUCCAGCUUCUACCUUGUUUGCGGAUCCUAUUGUUGCUCCUGUCCCAGAACUUUCAGGACUUGAUCUUCCCAUUGUUUUACGGAAAGAGGCUCUUAGCUCACCUGGGUGGCGGAAAACAAUGGAGGAGGAACUCUCUGCCAUUCAGCAUACUCAAACGUGGGAGCUCUCUACUCUUCCUCCCAAUAAGCAUGUUGUGGAUUGUAAAUGGGUGUAUACUGUUAAAUACUUGCUGGAUGGUAAUGUGAAGAGUCUAAAGGCUAGACUUGUUGCUAAAGGUUAUUCAUAG
Messenger RNA from Nelumbo nucifera (sacred lotus), 699 nucleotides. The record is from RefSeq and is a predicted model, not a curated record. NCBI's taxonomy places the organism in Eukaryota, Viridiplantae, Streptophyta, Magnoliopsida, Proteales, Nelumbonaceae.